Messenger RNA from Nothobranchius furzeri (turquoise killifish), 5261 nucleotides. It is a transcript of the gene lrig1, whose product is annotated as leucine-rich repeats and immunoglobulin-like domains 1. Lineage: Eukaryota; Metazoa; Chordata; Actinopteri; Cyprinodontiformes; Nothobranchiidae. Gene Ontology annotation, molecular function: protein binding. The record is from RefSeq and is a predicted model, not a curated record.
AAAGGGAAAAGUAACUCAGGAGAGGAGAAAACUUCAUACUAGAGAGACGCGCUCGGAAGGCGGGGGAAACCUAUUUAGCUACUAAUCGAUCCGCUGAGAUGUGACCACAGACGGCACCUGAUAAGCUGCUGGUUGGGUUUAUUCGGAUGGGACCGAGUGCGUGUUUCAAAGUUGGAUUAAUGCGGUGAGCCGCAUUUGGACUGGAUGAAGAAGGAGCGCUGGAGUUCUCACCGCUGUGACUAACUUAUUUACAACUCGCUGAACUUUUCGGGACCAGUUUCCAUCACCGUCAGACGUCUGUCUGCUGUUUUAAUCUGGGACAACCACUAUUCUUUAAAAACAACUUCGGCGCUGCGUCUUUUAACAAUUAGACGCACGUUAUCGAGGGGGACUGUGAGAACGCGAUUUUAGAUCCUUUUAUGGACACGACCGUGCAGUAUAACCACUCAUUCACGAGGACAGUGGGUGAUACGUGUUCGUUUGUGAAUUACCUUUGAUUUGUAAUACCUCGAGGAAAACUUGAGAGCGGAGUGGAGACUUGUCAGAAAUGAGUUCUGCUGGAGCGGACAGCCGCUCACCGCAGCAGGGUUGUUGGUGCCGCUAGCCUAGCUCGGUGUCCCGACGAGACAAUUCAUGUGCCACCAGAAGCUUUUACUUUACUCGGAGCUGUAUUAAUAUUCCACCCGGAGAGCUCGGCGGCCGCGCUAUCAGACUGGAUACAAAAUGGCGGCGUCCCGGGCACGGUUUGGAUGUGUGUCUCGGUGUGUUUUUUAUUUAAUGUUGUCGCUCGAGCUGCUCAACGGUUACGGAGUGAGUUUGGAUUCGCCGUGUCCUCGGGGCUGUGUCUGCAGCGGGGGCUCGGUGGACUGUGGCGGGCUGGAGCUGACAGCGACGCCUCUGGACCUUCCCGUCCGGACCGUCUCCUUAAAUCUGGGCCACAAUAAGCUGACGUCCAUCAGCAUGGAGGCUUUUGCCAGUCUUCGUAACCUGAGUGAAUUGCGUCUGGAUCACAAUGAGCUGACCUCCAUACCAGAUUUAGGGCAAGCUGCUUCCAAAGUGGUGUCCCUCUACUUACAUCAUAAUAAGAUCCGGAGUAUAGAUGGCCAGCGGACGAGGGAGCUGGUCUCUUUGGAAACCCUGGACCUAAGUAAUAAUGACAUCACUGAGCUACGAGGACACUGUUUUCCUGCGGGGCUUCGAAUCCGAGACCUGUAUCUUAGCAACAACAAGAUCCGUAUGCUGGAUGUGGGAGCUCUGGAUCAUCUGGCCUCAACCCUACAGAUCCUGAGACUGAGCCGAAACCGCAUCAGCCAGAUCCCCAUUCGGGCCUUCCAGCUUCCAAGGCUCACCCAGCUCGAGCUGAGCCGGAACCGAAUCCAUCAGAUUGAGGGUCUGACCUUUCAGGGUUUGUCCAGUUUGGAGGUGCUGAAACUGCAGAGGAACAGCAUCAGCAAACUGACGGAUGGAGCCUUCUGGGACCUCUCCAAGAUGAAAGUCCUACACCUGGAGUACAACAACCUGACGGAGGUGAACAGUGGCUCCCUGUAUGGCCUGAGCUCUCUUAUGCAGCUGUUCCUCAGUAACAACUCAAUAUCCCACAUCAACCCUGAUGGAUGGAAGUUCUGCCAGAAGCUAAAGGAACUGAAUCUGUCACACAACAACUUGACUCGUCUGGAUGAGGGAAGCCUGGCUGUCCUGGGGGAUCUCCACAUUCUCCGGCUGGGACACAACUCCAUCAGCCACAUCAACGAGGGAGCUUUCAGGGGCCUCAAGGCCCUGCGCGUCCUGGAGCUGGACCGUAACGACAUCUCAGGGACAAUAGAAGACACCAAUGGGGCCUUCUCUGGAUUGGACAAACUCAACAAGCUGACUCUGUUUGGAAACAAGAUCAAAUCGGUCGCCAAGAAAGCCUUCACUGGCCUGGAGACCCUCGAACACCUGAAUUUGGGGGAGAAUGCCAUCCGUUCCAUCCAGCCCGAUACCUUCGGUAGGAUGAGGCACCUGAGAAGCCUUCUCCUUCAGAGCAGCAGUUUCCUGUGUGACUGCCAGCUCCAGUGGCUGCCCAGCUGGCUGGUGUCACGGGGUCUGCAGGGCGGUGUGAACGCCACCUGUGCCCACCCGGUGAGCCUACAGGGAACCAGCAUCUUUGACGCUCCAGCCAGCAGCUUCCUGUGUGAUGACCUCCCCAAGCCCCAGAUCAUUGUUCAGCCCGAGAACACAGCCACCAUCCUCGGUAGCGACAUGCGUCUCACCUGCACGGCCGCGAGCAGCAGCUCCUCCCCCAUGACUUUUGCCUGGCGUAAAGACCAGGAGCUGCUUCGUCAGGCUGAGAUGGAAAACUACGCCCAUAUGCACGCGCACCACCAAAGUGCUACAUCUGAUGCGCCUGCAGCUGGAGGAAGAGGCAGAGUGACGGAGUACACAACAAUCCUGCACCUGCGGCGUGUCACCUUUGACCACGAGGGACGAUACCAGUGCAUCAUCAGCAACCACUUUGGCUCCACCUACUCCAAUAAGGCCCACGUCAUUGUUAACGAGAUGCCGUUCUUCAUGAAGACUCCCAGGGACAGCACCAUCCGAAUGGGCCACACCGCCAAGUUGGAGUGUGCUGCCAAAGGCCAUCCCGCCCCUCAGAUCGCCUGGCAGAAGGACGGCGGCACAGACUUCCCCGCUGCCCGCGAUCGCCGAAUGCACGUCAUGCCCGAUGACGACGUGUUCUUCAUCAUGGACGUCAAGCCGGAGGACAUGGGGGUGUACAGCUGCACCGCCAAGAACACGGCGGGCAUCGUCUCCGCCAACGCCACCCUCACCGUGCUGGAAACGCCACACCUGGCCCAGGAUCUGAAGGACCACAGCGUGGUGGUGGGAGACACUGUGGCCCUUCAGUGUAAAGCCCUCGGCAGCCCACCUCCUCGCAUUACCUGGUUACAAAACGACCAGCCGCUGCGUCCGUCUGACAGGCAUCACUUCACCCCGGGGAACCAGCUGCUGGUCAUUGGCUCCGCCUCCUUGGAGGACGCCGGCCGCUACACCUGCCUGAUGUCUAACACCCUGGGCACGAAGCGUGCCCACAGCCAGCUGAUUGUGACCCAACACAGGAGCAGCUGUGCAUCUCCAGCAGGUCUGAGCACGUUCAUCAUAGGCAUCAUCGUCAUCGCCGUGGUUACGAGCAUCGUGGCGACUUCUCUGGUGUGGGUGUGCAUCAUCUACCAGACCAGGAAGAAGAGCGAGGAGGGCAGUGUUACCAACACAGAUGAGACCAUCAUCCCUCCAGAUGUCCCCAGCUACCUGUCCUCGCAGGGGACGCUGUCUGAGCGACAGGAUGCGUGUAUACGUGUGGACGCUGGAGGUGGACCUCACCCUAAUGGACAUGUUGCUGACACCACAGGUUUUCAUGAGGCGGUGGUGUGCACAGACUGCAUGGAGGGCAGCAACAUUUACCCCAAACAGCCCGACUACCUGGCCCACGGGCUCAGUCCUGUUGUAGUGGCGGACUACCAGCAGCAGCUUGCCCCCCCACCUUACUCCCACUGUCACCCAGAAGAGCUGCACGAAGCACCCCCCCACUGCAACGGAUCUCCACACGGAAUCCGGAAGGACAGCCACGGAUCCACGUUCCCCAAAACCCACAUCUCAGUCCAGCUGAGCCAAGACGACAGAACAGGGAGCAGAGUGGGACACACGCAGGACUCCUUCCAUAAACCGGUGAAGCUGACGAGCCCCAGACGUGUGGACGAGGACUGUGAACCUGAGCUCAGACAGACUCUGCUGUCCAAUGGACACGCCCUCAGGGCCUCUCAGACUGAGAGCGCCCCUCUGAGGAGAGCCAGCGACUAGCAAAUCCAGCUCAACACGUGAACUUUUCUAAAGAUUUUCUUUGCACUGGUAAAUGAACUGCUACCUCAUAUCGAGGGGAAUGGUCUCGGGCUUCCUGGAUACGGACUGACGGGGAGCGCCGAGCAGAAAGGGGAGAAUGCGGCAGGAGCGUCCGGAGUUUGAAGGCGGAGCUUUUGUGGGUGGCGUCCCAUCUGAGCGUAUCAGUUGUAUAUAGUUUAAAACCUUCCUUUGGGAGGUGACCAGUAAAAAUUCUAGCUCCAUAAAAUGUGACUUGCAUUUGAAGCGUGUAAAUGUAGGGAGUUUGUAUAGCCGGUGUGCAGCGGGGGGAUGUGUGACUGUACAUAAGAGUUUUCUUAUAUAUUAUAUAACAAGAGUGUUUGAAUAUUUGUGCAUGAAAAAUAAACGGAGUGAUAUUUUUAUUUUUCUUAGAAAAAAAACUGCCAUUUUCAGCUUUGACCAACAUUCAGCUGCAGUGCCUUAUUGCAUGAUCAAAGCCAACUCCACCUGUGUUUUAGUGAGGGACACCGGUCCACCUUUUAUAGUCAACAAACCGUUUGAUUGCACUUGUUUUUCUUUUUUCGGGACGAACUCGGCCAGCGAUGGCCUUACAGACGUAACUCCGUUGUGGUAUGAAGGAAGAGCUUUGAUGUGAAAUAUUUUUGCUACGUCAGAUGGUGCGAGGAUAGUGGGCAGUCGGUUCAAGCACUUUUGUAAAAAAAAAAAAAAAAAAAAAAAGCUCACUCCAUAAACGGAUUGUGCACAUCAUCUGCAAACAGGAAUGCAGGAACCUUCUCCAUGUGAGAAGUUUCCGUUGAAGCUCUUCCGCCAUUUUGCUUACUUUACUCUGAAGAAGCUGCUCUAAUCUCUGGAUAAACGCUUCUGUUCUAGAAGAUCGGUUCUUAAGUUGUCAGGCUAAUGUGGUGAAACUCAAGUUCUGUGAAAGAAUGUUGACCUUUCAGUUAAAGCCACAAUUAGGAGCUCCUGAUUGGCCGAUUGUGACAUUGUUACUGCUGUAAAGCCACAGUUCAGAAACAAAAGGCCAGUAUUCCACCUGAGUCUUGUGAAAUGUGUUCAAACCAAACCCAGCACUACACCGGGUCGCCUUCAGUCAGCUAGUUGUUCCCUCCCAGUCAGAGCCCUGUUCUCCAGCCGGUGGCCUCGUAGAGGUAAGGUGGAGGACAUGCUCCUCUGAUUACACCUGCGAGCACCCGAGAUCCUGCUGGAAAACCGACCCCAGUGUGGCACACUUAAAGGUGGAGUGUGUGUUCAUGUUUAGGAGCAUUUUUACCAUUCUGUGACUCCAGGGGGGACAAGGGACAAGAGGGAGCUGUUGGAAAACUAAUUUAUUGAAGCAAAACUGUCUGUACCGAUGUCAAAGCUACAACAGUGAAGUGUCUAAUAAAAAAGCAACCUAAAAAAACUCA